Messenger RNA from Penicillium hordei, 552 nucleotides. RefSeq lists its product as uncharacterized. The coding region runs from base 1 to 552 and encodes 183 amino acids. The record is from RefSeq and is a predicted model, not a curated record. The transcript has 5 exons. NCBI's taxonomy places the organism in Eukaryota, Fungi, Ascomycota, Eurotiomycetes, Eurotiales, Aspergillaceae.
AUGGUUCCAAGGUUGUCGCUCUCCCAGCAAACCCACCAGAACGACGAAAUCGAUGUUCAAGAUGGGUUUGGACCCUCAUACGCCAUUGCUACAUUUCGUGUCCGCAGCGACUUGGGCAACCAAGAGCCCUACAUGCGUGUCUACCUGCGAGUUCCCCACCAGGGAACUGAAUUCUUCCCAUCUAACGAGCGAGCUAAGCAGGCUGCUGCUGGUUGUCACCGCGAGGUCGAAGCUAUGAAUGCCUUCCAUGAACAAGGUUCGACUAUUACGCCUGGUCUGUUUACGAUCAUUGAGGAUAUCCAGGAUAAACACGGGAUUAUCCCGGGGGCUGCGUUAUCCAUUUUGUAUUCCAACGUGUCCCUGUACAAGCCCGAGCGAGAUCAUAUCCGAAUGGUGUUUGAUAAGGAGUACCGCAAGCUGAAUAAGCGGGGAUGGGUGCCCACCUUUCCUUGGGCAAUGAAUUUGAUCUCGGACUCAGAUGUCUCGAGAUUCAUCGGCGAUGAGGAUGUUGUUGAUUAUGGCGAUGAGGAAAAGAUGGUGCUAGAAGGAUGA